This is a messenger RNA of Aureococcus anophagefferens, 803 nucleotides long. RefSeq names its product putative plastid light harvesting protein isoform 16 (gene LHC16). Gene Ontology annotation, cellular component: membrane. Bases 10 to 663 code for a protein of 217 amino acids. The record is from RefSeq and is a predicted model, not a curated record. The transcript has 2 exons. Gene Ontology annotation, biological process: response to light stimulus; photosynthesis, light harvesting in photosystem I. Lineage: Eukaryota; Pelagophyceae; Pelagomonadales; Pelagomonadaceae.
GUUUAAAAAAUGCAGAAGCUCAUCAUCGCCCUCACCGCCGCCACGGCCUCGGCCUUCGUCGCGCCCAGCGCCGCCGCGCCCAAGACGCAGCUCGCCGCCGUCCAGGACAUGGAGGGCAUCACCAUGCCCAUGGGCCUUUUCGAUCCCUUCGGGUUCUCCAACGGCUGCAGCGACGAGGCGCUCGCGUGGUACCGCGAGGCGGAGAUCAAGCACGGCCGCGUCGCCAUGGCCGCCUUCGUCGGCUUCCUGGUCAACUACCAGGGCUACACGUUCCCCGCGAACCUCGACAUGUCGGGCAACAAGUUUGCGUCGCUCGGCACCGGCAACCCGCUCCUCGCCUGGGACAACCUCUCGGAGAAGGGCAAGUGGUCCAUCCUCGGCUUCGUCGGCCUCCUCGAGGUCCUCGGCGAGGCGGAGAAGCCCCACUACACCAAGGGCGGCAAGAGCGGCUCGCACGAGCUCGUCUGGUACUUCGGCUCCAAGUACAUCUCCGGCAAGUCCCCCGAGGACCGCCUCCGGAGCCGCAACGCCGAGAUCAACAACGGCCGCCUCGGCAUGCUCGGCAUCAUGUCCCUCAUCGCCGCGUCGACGGUCCCGGGCUCGGUCCCCUUCUUCACGUCGGACCUGGCGCAGUACACCGGCGACGUCUGGGCGCCCUUCUAAGCGGCGCCGGCGGCUGCGAAGCCGGCGCCGCGCCGGCGGUCUCCCACCUCCAUCCCAAAAAAAAGUCGCCCGGCGGCGGGGCGCGAAUCGUCGCGAGGCCGCGCGGCACGUCGUUCCCGUAACGGCCGUGCGCGCGGGUG